GAAGAGCAUGUCAAGUAUCGAGUGGUUAGGGUUAGGGUAACACACAGAGGAAACUGCACCCUGACUGAUAAGCAGGCACGAAAACGACGCAUGGUGUUUCUGAAGGACUUUCCUGAUUUCUGGAAAUGACUAGUCUUUUUGAAUUAAAGCUCCUGGCACUGUGUGCCGGGCUGCUGGGCUCCAGCAUCCUAUGUCUUGCUAGCAAAACUGAGACAAGCAUACCUCCAUUCACUGUAAAACCCACUCUGCCUACAUUCACCCCAGCUAAAGCGAGUACUGGACAUUCUAAACCAGCCCUUAGCCCCACUCUUGCACUCACCACUGCAACCCCUCCUUCCAACUACAGUGAUGUUCCUGCCUCACCAGGUCAAAUUAGUACAAGCAAAGAGCCAUCAUCCUCUAUCACCACUCAUGCACCCACCAGUGCAGCUCAUUCAAACCCCAGCAAUACUGGAUCACAAGACACAGCACUCACCAGCACACUUCCACCCUCCACUUCAUCCAACUCUGCACAGAACCUUUCCCCUCCCACCAUCCAAGGAGAAAAUGAUACUGCUACAUCUCUACCCACCAAUACUACCAAACCCACAAGCACCUCCUCUGAGAGUUCUAAUACUGCAAGCACUGAAGACAACACAAACAAUACAACUACUCCUGCACUCACUGUCACCACGACAGCAGCAUCAAUCAUUACAACCACGGGGACUUCAGCACAGUGCAACGAUUACACCGAGAUUGGAUUUAAUGGAACAAAGUACAAUGACACAGCUGUACAGCUAAGUGUUACAAUUCCAUAUAAUGCAAGCAAUUACACAAACCUAACGGUAACCUGUGAUAAUUGCAAAAAUAAGACAGAGAAGCCAAUAACAACGACAGUUAUCUUUGCGGAUCUUGAAAUGUGUACCAACUACACGUUUUCUUUAAGUGGAAAAACUUGUAACACCACCAUAGAAAACAAAACAGAAGUGUCAAUUCAACCAGAUCUGCUGGGGCUCAAUGUCACUCCAUCAAAUAUAUCUGUGACCCUUCAAUGGCAAAAAUAUGAUGGUCUGACAUAUAUAAUUGGUUGUAAUGAAACAGAUCCUGAUACCACAGAUGUUCGUCCUCCAUUGAUUGUGAGAGAUGAAGGUACAGCAACUGUUGAGAAUCUGACUCCAUUUACAGACUACUUAUGCUAUGUGACAUCCUACCGCAACAAUGUAUCGUGUAACACAAUCAAUCAAACAGUAAAAACAACCUGUGAAUAUCCUGGACAGCCAACCAUUGUUCAUAAAACUUUUGGAAAUCAUUCGGUUUCAAUUACAUGGUCACUUGAAGCAAAAAAUGGAAAUUUCUCAUUUGAAAUUAAGUGCCCUGCCGAAAAAAAGUUCACUGAUAUACAGUCGGUCAGUGCUCAUGAAUGUAAAGAUAUUAAAUACAAUGGAACAUAUGAUAUACAGCUUUUGGCAUACAGCAAAUGUGAAAAUAAAACAUUUAAAGGACAACCUGUGAAAGUAUCAGUACCCCGUCCAAAUAAACCGACAUUUAGAACCCAAAUGCCACAGAACAAUGAAAUACAAAUAUAUUCUACAGAAUCAGCAGAAAAUCAAAAACCUUGGUAUCAGUAUUCAUCAAGGAUAACCAUACCAGAUGAAACACAAUGGAUAAAUUGGAAAACAUUUGAAUUCACUUACAAAAAUCUCCACUAUAGCACAUUUUACAAAUUUGAGGUAAGAGUAAAUAAUACUCUUGUAAUAAGUGAACAUGCAACAAUUCAUGAAACCACUAAAUAUAACGACAAAGCUUUGAUUGGGUUCCUGGCAUUCCUCAUUGUUCUGACCUCUUUAGCCCUUGCCUUUGUUGUAUACAAAAUCUACUUGCUGCAGAAGAAAAAUUCAGACUCUUCUGAUGAAUCUGUAGAGCUCAUUGGACGUGAUGAAGACAAGCAGAUUCUCAAUGUGGAACCCAUCCCAGCGGAUAUGUUGCUGGACACCUACCGAAGGAAGAUAGCUGAUGAGGGGAGACUCUUCCUUAGUGAAUUUCAGAGUAUACCCAGAGUUUUCAGCAAAUACGCAACAAAAGAGGCACGCAAGAAUUGUAACCAGAGCAAGAACCGCUACGUUGAUAUACUACCUUAUGACUAUAAUCGAGCCAUUCUUUCCCCAAUUAAUGGAGAAGCCGGGUCAGAGUAUAUCAAUGCAAGCUUCAUAGAUGGCUACAAAGAACCAAAAAAAUACAUUGCUGCACAAGGUCCAAAGGAAGAGACCAUGGCUGAUUUCUGGAGAAUGAUUUGGGAGCAGCAAUCAUCCAUUAUCGUUAUGGUGACCCGUUGUGAGGAAGGAAACAGGAACAAAUGUGCUCAGUAUUGGCCAACUAUGGUGAACGAAACCAAGAACCUUCAUGAGUUUGAUGUGAAGCUAAAUGAAGAAAACAAAUACCCUGACUACAUCGUUCGAAAGCUCACCAUCAAAAAAUUAUGUUCAGCACAAAUCAUAAAAGAGAACGUGAACAACUCAGAGCGAGUUGUGACUCACAUCCAGUUUACCAGCUGGCCUGACCAUGGAGUCCCUGACAAUCCUCAGCUGCUUCUGAAGUUACGCCGAAGAGUGAACUCUUUCACCAAUGUCUUCAGUGGCCCGAUUGUCGUUCACUGCAGUGCUGGAGUAGGUCGUACUGGUACCUAUAUGGGCAUAGAUGCCAUGAUAGAAGGGCUGGAGGCAGAGGAUUGUGUUGAUGUUUAUGGCUAUGUGGUAAGACUCCGUCGCCAGCGCUGCCUCAUGGUGCAGGUAGAGACCCAGUACAUAUUGAUCCACCAGGCUCUGCUUGAACACUAUCAGUCUGGUGAAACUGAGCUUGCCCUCUCUGAACUGCAUUCCUCCCUGAACACUUUAAAGGCACGUGACCCUCCAACAGAACCAUCCCUUCUGGAGACAGAAUUCCAGAGACUUCCCAAGCCCAGAAACUUGAGGUUCCAAAGUGUAGGACAACAUGAAGAUAAUACCAACAAAAAUCGGUAUUCCACUGUUGUUCCAUAUGAUUAUAACAGAGUGCUUAUUAAGCUGGAAGAUGAGGUGAGCCAAGACACCAAUCAUGAAGAAGACACUGAGGAGUCCUCUGAUGAAGAAAGCGAUGACGAAGACUCGACCAAAUACAUCAAUGCAUCUUACAUAAAUGGCUACUGGAGCAAAAGAUCUCUGAUUGCUGCCCAGGGACCGCUUCCAAAUACCAUUGAAGACUUCUGGCACAUGAUCUUCCAGAAGAAAGCAAAGGUCAUUGUUAUGCUAACAGACUGCAAAGAAGGAGACAAGGAUUAUUGUGCUUCAUACUGGGGAGAUGAGAAGACGUUAUAUGGUGAGAUUGAAGUUGAGGUAACCGACUGCAACAAAGCUUCCGGCUACACAGUCCGUGCUAUUGAAAUAAGGCACACAAAGGGGAAAGAAACACGAAAAAUCUACCAAUAUUAUUAUCACAUGUGGAGUGGGUUGGAUCUUCCAGAAGGCUCACAGGAGCUGGUUGCUAUGAUAAAAAGCAUAAAACAGGAGAUUACAUCAAAAUCUGCCCAUAAUAACUCCAAGCAGGAUAAGAACGUGCCAUUGGUUGUUCACUGCAAUGAUGGAGCAACAAGAACUGGGAUAUUCUGUGCUCUCUGGAAUCUCAUGGACAGUGCAGAAACUGAAGGGGUGGUAGAUGUGUUCCAAACUGUAAAAGCUCUACGUAAACAAAGGCCAGGAUUACUGACAUCCUUUGAACAUUAUAAGUUCUUGUAUGAUGUGAUAGCAAAGACCUUUCCUGUCCAGAAUGGGAAGGUGAAGUCAAGCUCUGCCCAGGCAGAGGACACUAUUGAGGUUGUCAAUGAACAGCAAGCAGAGCAAGCAGGAAUGAAGGAGCAGCCUGAAGACAACCAGCCAGACAAACAAGAGCCUGUUAAGUCCAGUCCUGCAGAUGCCUCACCCGACUCCGCAGAGCAGAAAAAGGAAUCUGAAGAGUUGAAAUAACCCACCAGUACUGCUGAGAAAGCAGCAGUAGAAAGUUCUGCCAAUGGCCCAACCCUCAGUUAGAGAGCCAGUUAAAAAAAUGAAACAUGUCUGUGUGUGUGAAAUUUUUAAUGUUUAUAGCUUUUGUUUUUACAGACCAUGUUUUCAUGCAAACCAUGAGAAGAGCAAGGACAAGAUUUUGAACCUGAACAGAUGAAUGUAUAUUAUUAUCUUGCAUGCACAUACUGAAAUCAGGUCAUCAAAGGGGUAUGUGCAUACGGAAAGGUAAACACACCGAAAUGUGUACAGUAGAUCAGUUGAGGGUAGUGUAAGGAGAAAUCAUUUGCUAAAUUGUACAUCAACCCAGUUACUGUUUUCCACCAUUCCUUUUAAUGUGUCACUUGCAUGCUUAAGAUGUAGAUGAUAAAUUGCAAAAAUCAGGAAUUUUAAAAUGAAAGUUACAACAGUAUCACAACAAAUUAUGUGUAUUCCAGUUCCCUAAACACUUGAGUGCUUUGAUGAUAAAGUUCUCUUUCCAACCAUCCUGAUCUGUGAGAUCGUUCCCGUCCUUUAGUUCCCAAGCCAGGCUGGGCUGUGCUUUGUACAACACCACUGAAACAUCCAUUUAGGGAACCGAAAACAUGUCCCAAUAACUAACUACUGGUACUGUUCAUCAGCGUUUGAAAUUAGAAGGGACAGUGAUUUAACCCCUUGUUUGCACUACUUCUCUAUAUCUUACCAAACUAUAACUGCUUUGUUAAAAGUCUUUUGCACAUUAAAGAGUUGUCCGUAUUGAUUAUAUAGUGUAUAUUACAGAGUUAAUGCAUAUGAUUUAAUUAAGCUUAUGAACAUUUUCUCUUGUUUGUUUUGAAUGCUUUUUAAUUUUCUAUGCUAAAAUCAUACUUUUAUGUGUUAUGAGGGGUCUUGGUGGAGUCAAUGGGUGUACGCAUAGGCAAAGAAAACACAUAUGGAUCCCUAGUGGACAUUUUGUACCACAUACAAUCACACUCCAUGUUGUAUAUGUCAUUGUCAGUUGUACUAUGGGGGAAAAAAAAGUCUGUCAGCAUAAUUUAAUUUUAUGUUACAUAAACAGUGAAAAAAUGUGCCAUGGUAAAAACAACCCAAUAAAUUCAAACUUUAUUUUUCAUAUUUCUACUGAUUUUGUUAUUGUACGAAAUGUAAAGCAUGAAGUGUAUCAUCUGUAUGAAUUGGUCAGUCUGGUUUUAAUAAAUAUUUCUUAAAAUUGAAA
Molecule: messenger RNA, 5202 nt
Organism: Acipenser ruthenus (sterlet)
Lineage: Eukaryota; Metazoa; Chordata; Actinopteri; Acipenseriformes; Acipenseridae
Product: receptor-type tyrosine-protein phosphatase C
Exons: 35
Coding region: 126-3974 (1282 amino acids)
Biological process (GO): negative regulation of protein kinase activity; positive regulation of peptidyl-tyrosine phosphorylation; protein dephosphorylation
Molecular function (GO): protein binding; protein tyrosine phosphatase activity
Source: RefSeq, a predicted model, not a curated record